This is a messenger RNA of Micromonas pusilla CCMP1545, 318 nucleotides long. RefSeq lists its product as uncharacterized. Bases 1 to 318 code for a protein of 105 amino acids. The transcript is spliced from 2 exons. The record is from RefSeq and is a predicted model, not a curated record. NCBI's taxonomy places the organism in Eukaryota, Viridiplantae, Chlorophyta, Mamiellophyceae, Mamiellales, Mamiellaceae.
AUGCAGUACCAGAUGACGUUGUAUUACCGCUACGGCGAGUUAGACUCGUGCAGCGGGCGGUGGGAGGCGGUGAUGGCGUGCAUGGACAAGGACAAGAGGAAAGGCGAGUCGCUGUCCGCGAAGGCGCCCGUGGACCUGGGUCGGGCGAAAUCGAAGCCGUACUGGGACUUGAUGACACGGGAGGAGGCGGGCAAGCGGUGGCGGGCGGCGUUCGGCGACGCCCCGGGCGCGGUGCCGAGCGAGCAGGAGGCGAAGCGCCGGGCCGCGAAAGCCGCGGCGAAAGCGGCCGCGGACGUUGAGGGCACGGAGAAGAGAUAG